Molecule: messenger RNA, 5960 nt
Organism: Marmota monax (woodchuck)
Lineage: Eukaryota; Metazoa; Chordata; Mammalia; Rodentia; Sciuridae
Gene: Rnft2
Product: ring finger protein, transmembrane 2
Exons: 8
Coding region: 288-1361 (357 amino acids)
Biological process (GO): positive regulation of ERAD pathway
Molecular function (GO): ubiquitin protein ligase activity
Source: RefSeq, a predicted model, not a curated record
CCGGCUUUGGGAACCAGAGACAUAACCCAACCAGAGGCCGGAAGUACUCGGAAGUCACGUGAUGCACAGGACCGGCGAGUGAUUGGCUUGGCUGGAUGUGAAUGAUGCGGCUGUGAUUGCUGAAUUGUCUGGGCAGGGUUUGGAGUCUGAUUAGCUCCCUGACCUGUGUGUCCCUCUGGAGAGGAAAAGGAAGGGAAGGCUGCUUUCUCUCGGAUCCAGUGGUCGCAUUCCCACCAGGAGCCCUGAAUAUCCACCUCAGCCGUCGUCACCAUGGAGGUCUGAAGUCCAUGUGGUUCCUCACAGUGAACCAGGUGUUAAGGAAGAUGCAGAGGCGGCACAGCAGCAACACAGACACCAUCCCACCGGAAAGAAGCCGCAGCCAGGCGCUCAGCCCCGAGGCCAGCGUGGAUGAGGGCGGCGUGUUCGAGAGCCUGAAGGCCGAGCCGGCCUCGCCGCCCGCGCUCUUCUCGGGCCUGGCCAGCGGCCUCCCCGCCAGCCUGGUGCUCGGGCCCGCGGCCGGCGGCGGCGACGUCUUCAUCCAGAUGCCCGCGUCCAGGGAGGAAGGCGGCAGCCGGGGCGGCGAGGGGGGCACCUACCACCACCGCCCGCCGCACCACCACUUCCACCACGGCGGCCACCGCAGCGGCUCCCUGCUGCAGCACGUGGGGGGCGACCACCGCGGGCACCCAGAGGAAGGUGGCGAUGAGCAGCCCGGGACGCCCGCCCCUGCCCUGUCCGAGCUGAAGGCGGUGAUCUGCUGGCUGCAGAAAGGGCUGCCCUUCAUCCUGAUCCUCCUGGCCAAGGUGUGCUUCCAGCAUAAGCUAGGCAUCGCCGUGUGCAUCGGGAUGGCCAGCACCUUCGCCUACGCCAACUCCACGCUGCGGGAACAGGUCUCUCUGAAGGAGAAGAGGUCAGUGCUGGUCAUCCUGUGGAUCUUGGCCUUCCUGGCAGGGAACACCCUGUGUGUGCUGUACACAUUCAGCUCCCAGCAACUGUACAACAGCCUCAUCUUCCUAAAGCCCAACCUGGAGACGCUGGACUUCUUCGACCUGCUGUGGAUCGUGGGAAUCGCAGACUUUGUGCUGAAGUACAUCACCAUCGCCCUCAAGUGCCUCAUCGUGGCCCUGCCCAAGAUCAUCCUGGCGGUCAAGUCCAAGGGUCUCACCAGAACAACUACAGAGGAGGAAGAGCUUAUUGGAGGCUCACGGUUUCAGAGGUCUCAGUCCAGAGAAGGCCGGCUCCAUUUCUCCAGCCUAGAGCUGAAGCUGAACAUCAUGGCGGAGCUUGUGGCAGAGGACAGGGCUCCCACCAUGGUGAUCAGGAAGCAGAGAGAGGUCUCCACUGGCCAGGUACAAAUAUAGACCCCCAAAGCCACGCCCCAAUCCCCGCCUCCUCCAGCCACACCCACCUCUUCAGUGACACUCACUUAAUCCCUGAGGAAAGGCUGAUUGGGUCUAGAGUCUUACAACCCAGUUAUUUCUCCCCUGAACCUUCCUGCAUGGUCUUACAUGUGACCUUCUGGGGGACACCUCACAUCCAAACCAUAACACCCUCCUUGUUCCAUUUGUCCCUGGUCGGUCACCUGUAUAAAUCUGAGAUUUUUCAUUUCUAGAUUACUUUGUAAUAUUUUUAAGUUAUACAAACGUGCUGAAAAGAAUAUGUAAUAGAUCUCUGUAUCUAUAACUCUUGCUGUUCUUACCCACAUUCCUCUUUUAAAGAGCUUAAACCCCACCCAACUGGCCUCACUGUAUUAAUUGUUAAUUAAUACAGUUAAUACCCCCUGUAUAAUUGUUUCCCUUCAGUAUUAAUUAGGGUAAACCACAUACUGUUGCCAAAGAACAUCAGAGUCUCAAUGGCAGAAGCCAGUGCUUUACUGCCUUGUCACCAUUGUCUAGUGCAGGUCAGCUAAGAUGCUCCGCCUGCUCUAUGCAGUCAUUUAGGGAUCCAGGAUUCCCCUAGGGAGUGAAACCACCAUCCCCUAGGACUCCCCUGGGACCCUGUUUUUCAAAUUUAAAUGUUCAUAAAAAUCAUCUGGUGAGCUGUUCACACUGAUUCCUGGGCUUCCCUCUGCAAUUCUGAUUUCUAACAAACUCCCUGGUGAUGCUGAUAUAACUGGCCCAUGGGCCACACUUUGAGUCGAAAGGGGCAUAGGAAAUUUCACACCAAGGAGGGCAAUAAGGAAGGGGAACUCGGAGGAGUGCGUGGAAAGUUUUAGGCACCAGGAAGUAAGGCAGAUCCACUGCACCCUCAUUCUCCUGUUGCCCAGGACUCAGGAGGCCCCACCUAACAGCACGGGAAUCUGGGAGACUCUUAUCCUCCUGAGGCCUGGGGAAACUCCUUGGGAUUUGAGGAACUUAGUGGCAGUAUCUCUGCCACAUCCUCUGAAAUGUACUUAUUCUCUCUCCCACCCUAGAGGUAACCACUUUAGUUUAUUUGCUACACAUGUAUAUCCAUAAACAAGAUACAGUAUGUUUUCAGACAUAACAGAUUAACACCAGUGAUACUGUGUGCACAUCAUUUUGCAACAUUACAUUGUAUUUUCGAAGUUUGUGUUCAUCUGCACCACUCCAAGUGUGCCCCCUGGACUGGCGAUCUCAGCAUCAUCGGGCAACUUGUUAGAAAUGCACAGACUCUGCCCCAGAUGACCUGAGUCAGCGAGUCAAGGGCUGAGGCCUGGCCCUGGGCUUUAACAAACACUCUGGGUGAUCUGAUGCAUAUAGUGAUCAUUACCCACAUGGGUAGCUCUAAGUCUCCACUUAUUCUUUUUUUAAGUGUCAUAUUUCCCAAGGUGUAGCCAUCCAGUCCCUUAGUUCCUACUACGAGCUGUUAGACUCUUUCUUUAAUGUUUUACUAUUUAUUAUGAACAGUACAAUAAGGAACAUCUCUGCACACAUCUAGAAAUGGAACUGCUAGAUUUUAAGAUGGACUGCUUUCCGCUUUACCCAGAAUCCUCGGCCCUGGGGAGGCCCCUUGCUGUUUGAUGUGUGCUUGCCUGGCCCAGGCAGCCGACCUCCCUGGGAAUGCCCCUCACCUGCCUGCACCAGGCAGCUCCUCCAGAGAAGCGGAACCAGUAGAGCACAUGAACCUAAGAAGUUUAUUUCAAGGAGUUGGCUUGCGUGAUUGCAGGGCCAGCUGGGGUCUCAGGCAGGUGCUGCUGCUGCAGCCAGAAGCAGAAUUUUCUCUUCCAAGGAAAAAAAUCUCAGUCUUGCUCUUAAGGUUUUUCACUGGAUUAGAUGAGGCCCACCCAGAUGAUAGAGGACAAACUCUGUUACUUAAGGUACCUGACUAUAGAUGUUCACCACACCCACAAGACACCCUUCUGGCCAGACUUAGGUUAGCAUCGGGCCUGGCAAGCUGAAUUGGCUCAGAAACCUAACCCUCUCACUCCCCCAUCCAACCAGGUGCCGUCUUUGAGGUCAAGGCCAGUGUUUUACAAUGGCAAGAACAUAUCCAGUCCAGUUAUCAACAUCUUAAAAAUCUAAAGUGGUUGUUGAGUUAGAGCAAAAACCACUUGAUCUUCCUCCUCCUAGCUACUGCUAUGUGGCGCUGCAUUAGCAGAUUUCCCGUUAGCCUUUGUGUUCUGGAACGAACCUCCCUGAAGCAGGAUGUAUUUCCCUUUGACCAGGCUUCUGGAUUCUGCAUGCUUCUGUCCUAUUAAGAUUUUUGUGUUCGUCGGAAUGCGUGUUCCUCCAUCUCUGGAGGUGACGUCCCCAGAAUUGCUCUCAUUGCUUCCACUCAUUUCCUUGGCUACCGCUCAGUCACCCUAGCCACCUAGCAGACCAGACUGUCCUCUUGCAGCUGGUGCCAAUGGACCUAAGCAAAAGUCAGAAUUCUUACUUUGAAAGAGGAAGGGAAGAAGGGAUGUUAAGAGGCAUCAGUGGUCUCUGUCCCCAGAUGUUUGUUUAUCCCUCGUUUAUAGAUGAAAGACCUAGACUCAGCAAGGCAUGUUACCUUACCCAGCCAGGGUCACACAGCAAGUCUGUGUUGGAGCAAUGAAUUGAAAGGCCAGGUCUCCCAGAUGCCACAGGAGAUGCCCCCCGGAGCCUACAGCAAAAAUAGAAUAAUAAAUGUUAUGUGUAAUACAGAACGUAAUGACGGAUAGCUAAUGCGCCUAGCACUGUCCUGUCUCUAUUGACUUACUUCAUCCUCUUAGCGCCCUACAAGGUAGAUACUCAUAUUUACCACCAGUUUGCCAGAUGAAGAAACUGAGGCACAGAGAAGGUAGGUGACUUGCCAAAUUUAGUAAAUAAGUGGCAGGGCUGGGACUUGAAUUCUGACUUCUAGUUCCAGAACCCACAUUCUUUCUGGGGCAGGGGCAGGGCUUCAUGCAUGCUAGGAGAGUGCUCUACCACUGAGUGAUGUCCCCAGACCCUUUUUCUUUAUUUUUUUAAGUUUUGAGACAGGGUCUUGCUGAGUUGCUGAGGCUGGCCUCAAACUUGCAAUCCUCCUGCCUCAGCCUCCAGGGUUGCUGGGGUUACAGGCAUGGGCCCCUGUGCCCUGCCAGAAUGAACAUCCUUAACCACUGCCCAGCUGCUGCCUCUCCCCACCUGCAUGCUGCUGCCCAGCUGCCACAACUGCAGUGACAGCAGCGACUGCUCCACACCACAGGACACAUCAGAACCACGCCCUGCCAACCAGGCACCGCCCGCUCCAGCUUGGCCCCCUCUGACCCACAGCCUCCUCCUUCAGCCACCCAGCACCCCCUUCUCUGUGUCUGGGGACAACACAUUUUUUUGUUGUUCUUGUUUUGUUUUCUUUCCUUCACUCCGUUUCCUGGAAGACUCUCAAAGGCCACAUUCUACCGCCAAGGGACCCGGCAGGGACAGGGCCCCAUGGGCACCUGGGAUUUCCUGAACCCCAGCCUCCAUGGGUGUGUGGGAGGCCGUGUUCCUUAUUUAUUGAACUCGUCCUGCCCAGCUCCACACCCCCCAAGCUGUUGUUCCCCGCUGGGGAAGAUGAAAAACGGCCCCAGACAAUGGGAGACAAGGCACGCCACAUGGCCCCCGCAGUUUAAUUUCCUUUAAUUCAUUUUAUAUUGAACCAAAUGAUACUGUUUGUUUUUAAUGGCAAACACUCAGCGCGGAGGAGGGGCGGCCAGGCCUCCUCCGGGGGAAAUUAGGAACACAGCUGCUAUUGCGAAUCCACACUCCCCCUCCUGCCCCCCAACCUCCACCCCACUCCUGUCCCCAUCGCGGGGCCUCUGGAAAUCCAUUUCCAGGUUGAAAGAUGAUAACUUUUACCAGCUCAGAUGGUCGCUGUCCAGAGAAGGGCCUGGCUCCACCCCAGCUGCCGUCACCUCCAGGAACCUUCCCAUGUGGGCCCAAGACCCGCCUUCCCUGGGAGUGCCUGAGUACCUGGGAACGGGCGCUGUGGCUCCUUCUGGAGAAGCACUCAGCCCAGGCAGGACCCAUCCAGUGCCCUCUCCCAGGAAUGGGAGAGCACGAAGCUGGGUACCCUGAGAACCAAGCGCCUCCAUUCCUUCUGCUUGGGAAGCACACAGGCCAGGGCCCGAGUCUUGCUUCACCAGAAUCCACAUUUUAACUCCAUCCUCAGGGGACCAGGUGCUCAGAAAGUUGGGGAAGCAGAACGCAGAGGUGAUGCCACAGGAGAUGCCCCCCGGAGCCUACAGCAAAAAUAGAAUAAUAAAUGUUAUGUGUAAUACAGAACAUAAUGACGGAUAGCUAAUGCGCCUAGCACUGUCCUGUCUCUAUUGACUUGUUCUGCUCUGAGGAGUCUGGAAUUCCCUUCCUGUGGCCAAGAGGUGCAGUGCUUCUUUGAAGCCUCAAAUAAUCCAGAAUCUUCCAAAGGCCCCUUAUGCUGAAGUACGUGGGCGUCUGGUGCAGUUCUUAUGGGUAAAGGGAACUUGAAAGAGGAGCUGGCCCCAGGAAAGGCUGCUGCAGGCCUUGGCCCGCCUGUGGCUUUGGUGGAGGCCAAGCCCAGAUGAUGAACACCCAACUUGG